AUGGAAACCCGCCUCCAGAUCCAGACUCCGUCCAGCUUGGUCAUCCUCCGUCUUCGUCGUUCCCAGGCGGCGGCGGGUUCGUCUGUAUCCUUACAGAAGCUUUGGCUGCAAAUCAUGGCGGCUUGCCGGCACAGGUUGUGUGAUUUGCCGAGAGAAUUGCACUUUCUGAGAGCAUUUCUGAUUUAGCUUUGAGGAAUUAUAAUCAGCGGUGGGGGUCCCGUUCCGAGGGGUUGACUGCAGACGAUGCGCGGGCGUGACGAUGAUGGGGGAAUGGCUGAGCAAUGGUCCUCCAAUGAGCCAGAUCCAUUCCCCGGACGACACGGGUUUGGGCUUGUUCACACCGCACCUCGGAAUGUGAUGCAGCAACAGGCGGAUCACUCUCUGCGCUUCUACGGCCCGGGGAUCAAUUUUGUGGGGAUUCAUCAGCAUGGCUAGAGAUUGGAGAUGAGGCUGCUGUCGGCGCCAUUGUGACGUCAGCAUUACUGCCUGCGCGGCUGUGCCUGCGAAGGGAAGCUUGAGGUUUGCAAUGGAGCCCGCUGGGAGCGCAGCUGUGCCCUCUGCUGGUCCAAUUGGAGAAACUGUUUUGCUGGACGACGACGCUGGCAGAGUCUCCUUCCUCAGCAGGAAGCACAAGCUAUGGCUGUUGCCCUGGAUGCUUUGGCGCCCUAUGUCAGAAACAUGAUCGUAGGCUUAGCAGAGGAAGAACUGAGUAUGCUGCCGUUGAAAGAGAGAUCCGGAAGCUGAAUAGCAACUUGGUGUACCUGCAGGACUACCUCACCGACGCCGACAGGAAACGCAUCACGGACAAGAGCGUGAAGGCGUGGGUGGGCAAGCUCAGGGACGUCAUGUAUGAGGCCACUGACAUCCUGGAGCUCUGCCAGCUUGAGGCCAUGGAGCGACCGCAAGAGGGUGCCUCCAGCCGCUCAAGUUCUCUUGGAGGGUACAUGAAGAAGAAGCUGCAGGGCAGCUUCCAGCCAUUGCUGUUCUGCCAUCGGAACCCUGUGUUUGCGCACGAGACAGGCAGCCGCAUCAAGAAGCUCAACGAGGAGCUGGACACGAACCGCAAGGAUGCCACCAAGCUGAAUUUCAUCAACCUCGGCUCCUACCAGGAACGGAGCAGGCUGAAAAAUCCGAGACAUCUCAGGAACAAGACGACGUCGGGGUUCAAUAAGUCGGAAGCUGUGGGGGAGAACAUUGAGGAGGAUGCAGAGAAGCUUGUGCAGAAGCUGAUCGCCCUCGAUGGCAGAGACUUUAAGGUGGUGGCCAUCAUUGGCCAGGGCGGCAUCGGCAAGAGCCUCCUCGCCAAGAAGAUCUACGCAGGAGGCCACCAAGGAAGAGUUCAAAACCAGGAUAUGGCUGAGCAUCACUCCGCACUUCGACAAAGUGGAGCUGCUAAGGUCCGCCAUCACCCACGCCGGGUGGAAGCACAAUGAGGAGAAGGACGAAUCCAUCCUCGAGCAGAUCCUCACCGAGGCCCUGUCGGCGAACAAGUUCCUGCUCAUCUUGGAUGAUGUAUGGAGCGACACAGCAUGGAAAGACUUUCAGGUCCCAGUUGCUACCGCAAGUUGUACACAACCGGGGAGCCGAGUCCAGGUGACCUCUAGAAAGGAAGACGCUGUCGGAGGAUGGGAGCCUCCAGCAGCGACCAGCUCCGUGUCAGAAAACUAGAAGAUGAAGAUGCUUGGUCCUUGCUCAAGAAACAGCUACCGCUGCCAGAGGUCAGUAACUCGAUCAGUGCUAAUAUAGGAACGCAGUCGAACUAAAUAAUUUGCUUUCUACGGCCUAUUAAUUUGGUAAAUCUAGUAACAUUUACUCCCAAAACGCAAAAUAACCAUACCCAGUGAUAUUUUCAACAACAAUUUUUUUAAGUAUGCUACUUUAAUGAAAAAUAAACGUUCGACAGAAAAUAUGUUCCGUGAACCGUGAUAGACUUUUUUAUCAGCUUGUUUUUAUCGAUCUACCUACAAGUCCUUACAAAUUCUAUGUUAACUAGGAAAUGUGCCCGUGCGUUGCACCGGGAUAGAGAAAAAUAUGCGGUGCGAAGCCGUAUAAAGUAAGUUGCCGUAGAAGAAAACGUGACAUGUUUCAAAAACCAGCCACCUUCGACGUGUCAAUGUCUCAACAGAUAGUCUCAGCGCAAAUUCAUUCAUGAAAUAAGACUAAUAUCGAGUGCAUUUUAGGUGCAUUCUUUCUUGAUUCUAAUUAAGAUCCAUGGCUAACAAAAAUAGUUUAUUAUAUACUUCAAAAAGUAGUUUAUUAUAGCUAUGGCUAUAUGGAGUUCAUUACAUCUCAAACUUUAAUACUCGGAACAUGAUUUGAAUAUUACUCGUCCAACAACAAGCAGCAAAAGUGAGCUUUCCAUAAAACUCUGGAUUUCUUUUAUAAUCUCCCUGCACAACAAUCUCUUUCUUCUGCAUUCGGCUUAAUAGAUAAACCACAUUCAAUCACGUCUGGAAGAAGUAUUCUAAACUGAAAUUGGCCACGCUAGCUAGGUAGCCAUGCAGCAUCUCUGUAUUACAGCACUGGGUGACACAACGCCGCAGGAGUGGGAGGCGGGCGGCAUCAUACACGCCGAAGCCCUCCAUCACCUUCCGAUACGCGCUUCUUCUCCUUGAUGGAGUCAAAGCUCCACGCCGAUGACGUCAAUCGCCGUGCGUAGACGACGAUAGGAUGGUUAGAUCGGCAGAGUUCGUUUGCAUGCUUGAUAUUUGUAAUGAGAUGUGGGAUCGAUCUUGUGCAAUCUGCCUGCUCUAUUCAAAGUCUGUAUUUUGAGUAGGACAAUAUUCUCGUGCGACCAGCGC
Molecule: messenger RNA, 2801 nt
Organism: Lolium perenne
Lineage: Eukaryota; Viridiplantae; Streptophyta; Magnoliopsida; Poales; Poaceae
Product: putative disease resistance protein At1g50180
Molecular function (GO): ADP binding
Source: RefSeq, a predicted model, not a curated record